This is a messenger RNA of Polypterus senegalus (gray bichir), 2291 nucleotides long. Its product is annotated as tyrosine-protein phosphatase non-receptor type substrate 1-like. Gene Ontology annotation, cellular component: plasma membrane. The transcript is spliced from 5 exons. The record is from RefSeq and is a predicted model, not a curated record. The coding region runs from base 488 to 1366 and encodes 292 amino acids. Lineage: Eukaryota; Metazoa; Chordata; Cladistia; Polypteriformes; Polypteridae.
GUAAAUUAUAACUUUUUCUAUAUUACUUUUUCGUCUCUUUUAAUGUGUUAAUCAUUUCACUUGUAUGGAGACAUUAACGAGUUCCCUAUUAUAAUGAAAAGUAUUUUUAACUAUGCAAAUAUACUGUAUAGCUCAGCUGUCAACACAGUAAGGAAGUAAUACAAAAAUAGCAACAUUUCAACACACACAACAGCUGCGCCAUUUAAUUAAGCUCCCCACUUAUUUAUAAGUGGAUUUGCUAAUUUUUCAUUUCCUCUCAGGCCCAAGCAGCCUCACCAUUUCCCUCUUUUGCGAUUUUGCAUUUGUGUUCUGCUUCUUCUCAUCUUCACUUGGGUAUUUUGUUUCCCGCCUUCUUCUUUUAAACCAGCAGCUGAAGCAGCGCAGACAUACUGUACUUUCUUGGAGUGAAUUGGCAAGUUUUUUUUUUUUUCUGAACAGUCUGCGGUGCGCUUUAUCUCAUCCUUCUCUGUCUGCGUUAAACUUCUCAAUGGCAGGCAUGAGUGUUUGCUCCUUCUUCAACCUUAGCCUUUUUAUUCUGCUCUGCAUUCCAGAUGUCUCUGUUUCAAAACUGCGAAUCAUACAGUACCCCAGAAAUAUGGAGGUGCUGAAAGGUGACAGCAUCACUCUGCUUUGCUUCAUGCCAGAAGAACAACAUGUCCAAUUUGUGAGAUGGUACAGAUCUGAGGGAGAAACAAAGAGAUACAUCUACUCAGACAAGCCUAGUGGAACCGAGCAGAACCACCCCAGAGUGACCUGGGUGGAUAAAAAUAAAACAAUCAAUUUCAGCAUCAGAAUCACUAAUGUCACCAACGACGAAACUGGCACCUAUUACUGUGUGAACGAAGGUGAAGAACUUGACACGGGCACUCAGUCAGGAAAUGGGACUUUCCUGAACGUCAGAGGUUUAACAAUAUUACAGACAGCCAAGCCCCUGAAAAUACAAGAAGGAGAAGCCGUUACUUUGAACUGCUUUCUCUCCAAUACGUUCUUCACGGGACCACUGAAAUGGCACAAAGUGGAUGGGAAGCAACGGGAGCUUCUUAUAUCCGAGGACACCACAGAGAAGAAGACAUCUGCAUCACAGGUUUCCUGGGCAGAACAUAUUAAUCAGAGGGAUAAGUCCAUUAGAAUUACAAACGCUACCAUCAAUGACACGGGUGUUUAUUACUGUGAGAAGUACCGCAGCACAGGGGAGCUUAUAGCUGCGGGCAGUGGGAGCCAACUGAAUGUCAGUGGAAAUGUAUUCAUCACUGGACCCCUCAGACGAGUGAAGGCAGAUAGUUUUGUCACCUUAACUUGCCAAGUGAACAGCUUCAGUAUGCCAACCUUAAUAUGGCUGAAGGAUGGUCAACCCCUUUCCUCCUGAUCGUGUCACGACGAGCAGCAAUGGAAAUCUUCAUGUGAGUCGGCUGUCUUUGAAAAUCACUCAAGAAGAUAUUCAAUCCUCUGUGGAAUGUCAGAAGAAAGAAAAUGAAGAAGAACAAGAAAAAGAUUAUGAUGAUGAACCCUUGACUGCUGUGUUCAAGCUGAAUACAUUAAUCACAGUGAUGCCCCGGGUGAAAAUCACCACAACUCCUGGUCUCUCUAACAGCUCAUUACGCCAUUACUCUUGUGAAGUCACCGGCUUCUAUCCUGAAGAUAUCCACGUGUACUGGACCCUCAGGAACCACUCUGUGCCAUCUUGCUGUAAGAAGAAGUGGCACAAUGCAGAUGGCACCUUCAGCAAGAGCUGCCACGUUCAAGUGAGUCACAGUAGGCUGUCCGCAGGUGCAGUGCUGAAAUGUCAUGCCGGAUAUUGUCAGCGGUGUUGUGCGAAUAGCGUGGGUAAGGCCAUGACCUGCAAAAGAGGCCACAAAAUGAGCUACUGCCUUCCAGCAGUGAACGACGGCUUGACGGAGGUUCAGCCAGCCACUGUAAGAAAGACCUGCUGCCAUAGGAAUGCAUGAGGAGAUUCUGAUUGAGCUUCAUUGAUGGCCAAGAUUCUUAAUUUCAACAGCAAUUCAUUUCUUAUACAUUAGUAUCCAGAGCUCUUCAAGAUAAAAAAAAAAAAAAAAAAAAAAAAAACAACUUUCGGUAAAUGCUGUAAUAACAAGCUGUUAACACUGCGUAGGAUGAAAAAAAAAAAUCAGGAUAAUAUGUCAUAGGCUUUAUUUAGCAUGCUCCUUCCUCUUCCUGUUCAUUUUAGUGCAGCUGCCUUUGAAAAGUUCAGGUCAAGAAAUUAACCAAUGCUUUUUUAAAAUAUUAUAAAUUUCUUUUAUUGAAGCUUAAAAGAAACAGAACAAGUGUCUGUG